AUGGACGAGGUAGGAAGUUUGCAAGAAACAUCAAAUUGGGAAAAUAUACUACAAUCUUUGGGGAUUGAGAAACUCGCAAAUGAUAUUGAGACGGAGGAUGUCCAGGGAAAGGUCUUGGAGUCCCUUGAAGAGUGGGAGGAUUUUUAUUACACAUACUCUUUGUGGGUAGGCUUCAGUGUCCGCAAAGCAGAUGUACGGAAAAAAAAUGGGAACAUCACCAUGAGAAAAUGGGUAUGUUCAAAAGAAGGUUUCCGCAAACACAUGGAAAUUGACAAGGCCGGUGGGAGCAAACGAAAAACAUCUAUUACUAGGACUGGUUGCCAAGCUAGUUUUCGAGUCGUAAUGAUGGGCGAUGAGGGUCCGUGGAUUUGCAAGGAAUUCCAACCUCUGCACAACCAUGACAAGGCAGCAUUAGAUGAGUUGCGAUUUCUGAGAUCAAACCGUUCCGUGUCAGAAACACUAGUUGCUCAAGUGAGGUCAAUGAACCAAGUUGGGAUAAGAACUUCACACAUCAUCUCCCACUUGGCAAUGCAGUCUGGUGGGUACGAAAGGAUGCCUUGCCAGCUACGAGACGUUUACAACAAGGUCGCCCAUGUCAAAAGAAAAGAGAAAAGAUGUACAGAUUCAGAUGGUGCUUUGGGAUAUUUGGAUUGUCUGUCAAAGAGGGAUCCAAAUUUCUUCAUUCAAUAUCAAUGUGACGUGGACAACAGAUUGGGGAACCUAUUCUGGGCGGACGGAUAUUCUCGACGGGAUUUCGUCGCAUUCGGUGAGGUUAGUGGAUUUGACACAACAUAUAUGACAAAAAAAUAUAAUAAACCCCUGACAAUUAUUUUGGGCGUCAAUCAUCAUUUCAAGACCUGCAUAUUUGGAAUGGCACUGCUUAACUCCGAGGAUGAGCAAACUUACUUUUGGUUGCUUGACAAAUUUAUUGAAUGCCACAAUCAUGUAACACCAAAGGUUGUGGUGACAGAUGGAGAUGGAGCUAUCAAAAAUGUUGUCUUCAAGUACUUCCCAAAUGCAACUCAUCGGUUGUGUGCAUGGCACCUAAAGAUGUGA
This is a messenger RNA of Humulus lupulus (European hop), 1056 nucleotides long. RefSeq names its product protein FAR1-RELATED SEQUENCE 5-like. Lineage: Eukaryota; Viridiplantae; Streptophyta; Magnoliopsida; Rosales; Cannabaceae. Bases 1 to 1056 code for a protein of 351 amino acids. The transcript has a single exon. The record is from RefSeq and is a predicted model, not a curated record.